This is a messenger RNA of Panicum virgatum (switchgrass), 1176 nucleotides long. Its product is annotated as probable F-box protein At1g65740. NCBI's taxonomy places the organism in Eukaryota, Viridiplantae, Streptophyta, Magnoliopsida, Poales, Poaceae. The transcript has a single exon. The record is from RefSeq and is a predicted model, not a curated record. Bases 1 to 1176 code for a protein of 391 amino acids. Gene Ontology annotation, molecular function: protein binding.
AUGGGCGCCUGGCUUUGCAAGGCUUCGCCGGCAAGCUCGCCGCUGGGAUGGUCGUCCCUACCGCCGGAGCUCGCCGAUCUCGUGCUGCGCCGCCUGCCCUCCCUCGCCGACCGCGUGCGCUUCGCCUCUGCGUGCCGCCACUGGCGCCACGCCAUGAAGCAAUACUCUCUGCCCAGCCUGCCUCGGCCGCUCCCGUGGCUCAACUUCAGCGACGGCCGCUUCCGGAGCCUCCCCGACGGCGAGCUGCACUCCUUCCAAUUCAGGAAGCCCACGGACACGCUCUGUGUCGGCUGCUUCGACAACUGGCUGCUGUUCGACGAAUUAAGCUGCAUUAGACCCAGCCUCCGUCACUACCUGAAGAACCCGCUCCGCCGAGCCACCAGGCGGCUCCCAGGCUACUGCAGGGAGCCUGUUCAUCUCAACCCAGAUGGCUCACACGGCAGGCGUUCCAGCUCAAGGUCCACCGACUUCCGCAUCCGCAAGGUCAUCAUCUGCUCGAGGGACCUCGUCGUCGCCAAGGUGAACUACCAACACGGCCCGUGCGCGGUCGUGUGCUGCCGGCCGGGCACGUCGUCGUCGUGGUCGACGGGACUGUGCAACGGCCUUUGGUACCAAGACAUGGCCUUCUACGGGGGGAAGAUCUACACCGUCACCAUUGAAGGCGACCUGUUUGCGCACGAGGUUUCCAACGGCACGGCGGACACUGAAGAAGGACCCGCGGUUUCUCGGGUGGAACGAGUGAUUCAGGUGGCGGCGGCGACGACGACGACUCCUGCGAACUGCGCAACAAGAUGCUACCUUGUUAUCUCAUGCACCGGCAAGCUGCUGAUGGUAUGGUGGAUCGUCGUCCCUGAAAAAUCCACGACGACAUUCAAGGUGUUCGAGGCAGAUUUCAGGAUGUCUCGGUGGCUAGAGGUGGAAAGUUUGGGGGAUGAGGUGCUAUUCGUCAGUUCAAGCUGCUCCAGGGCUGUUGCCGCAUCAAGCCAUGGCGACUACCUGCAAGGAAACCGGAUUUACUUCCUCGACGACAGUAUUGCAUCCUGGUUCUUUGGGACACCUAGCAAUCAACCUGCAUGUGGCGUUUACGAUGUGAGUAGCAGCACCAUCCAUCCUAUUCCACUGGGUCAACAAUGGCACCUUAGUAGCCAAUCGAAGGCAUCAUGGUUCUUUCCAUGA